GUAGCUAUAGUUUAUAAUCAUGCACUUUAAUGAUCUUGGUCUCUAAAUCAUUGACCAAUAAUACCUAGACACGUCAAUUACAAAUUAAAUGGCGAUUUUACCAUACAAUGAUCAGACUACACAAUUUACGUUUAUAGUUUUGACAGUUCCGUCCUGUCUGUGACAAUCGUAAUUGAAUGACGAUUAUCGAUAAGAUUUAUCGACUUACAUAAACGUUUGUUUAUAUACUUUCAGAUAUUUUCAUACAAUUACAGAGUUAAUAGUUUCAUAGUAACUGUACUCGCGUUGAGUAAUUAAGUAUUUCGUAGGAACCAGGUACACUGUUGAUACUACGAUUAGGCCCUUCAACGCGCAUUUCUGUGUAGAUAACCACUACCUGAUGUUUCUGAUUGGACACAAAAUGUAACCAAUCAGGUAACAUGAGCCCCUCGAUUUUCAUAGAACAGCUUCGCGACUUAAAAUCGCAUACCGCUAACGUUGGUCCUCAGAAGUUUCAUUCGAAACUCAGAAAAGUCACUUUCGGUAGUUCGAGAUUCACGUCCCUCAUAACUCAGCCCUCUUCAACGAUUUUGCGAUUCACAUCAGUUAAGUUUUAAACUUUUGCGAGAUGUCUUCCAAAGCUGUAGCGUUGACGAUGGGCGAUAGUUGUUAUCAAGCAUCCGAUAAAACUACUAUGUCGCAGCGACAGGUAACUUGGGGCUCACGUCUCAUGUACCUGCUUGGGCUCUUGGUAUGUUUCAUGUUUGUUUGGUAUGUGGCAAAACUGCAAACAGAGGUGACAGUAAUGAAAUCCCAACUUGAAGAAAACACACGUCAGAUUGCUAAGCUUCACUACUUGUGUCAAGAGCACGCGGCAGCCAGUGACAAUUCGGAUGAUCUUGAUGACGAGAUAGUAGAUGAAAGUUCUGAAGAGGAUUCCAAUGAGGAAGAUGAACUGGAUAUCGAGGUGAAUUUAGCGUUUGAGCCUAGUUUGGGCGAGUCAGAACUCCAAGCGCUUGGAGCCUUUGAGAUUGCGGACCGCCUAGCCGGUGAUAUCGCUGGCAACACUGACCGUAGAAUAAAGACGAGGGCUAGGCGAAGCGUCCUAGAGGAAUCAACACCAAGUCCAGGUAAAACAAAGAGCCGGUCAGGGAGGAAGAAAAAUAAAGGUGGAAAUAGAAAGGACACUAGUUUGGGAGAAGAUAAAACUACCAAAAAACCUAGAAACAGAGACUGUUGCAAGCGAUCGUGCAAGCACAGGAAAGAUUGUUGCGGACAUUGCAAGGAAGAAAAAACAGCAGUUGCGAGUGCACACUUCGUUGGCGACGCAGCAACCGUUGCUUCAGUCAAUCGGGAUCCGACGAAUCCAGCUAUGGCUAAAGUUGGUGAGAUGGUAGUUUAUUUCUUUUUCGGCAACAGUCAAACGGAGUUUCAUUCUUAAUACGGUCCUUACCUGUAACAGGGAUCGCCUAUAUAUAAUGUCACUACAAAACGGGUCUAAUAGGCCUCAUUAUAUAAUUGGCCUACUACUAGAGAGGUUUCACCACCCAUUGUUCAAAACUUGCUGACGACAUUCCUCACUUAUUCUAAAAAGAAUAGAAUUAACAUUAUUAUGCUAUUCAAAUGCAAAAAUCUGUUUAAAUGUCGCCUACUGUAACAUCGAUGAGGUAAUUAGUGGUUAGUCUGGCUGAGGAAUAUAGACCAACCAUAGGCCAUACUAUUGAGAAAAUGGCACCUUCAGAUACGCUUGGAAAUAGCACUGAUUCUCUGACUUAAAAUUGUUUUUGAUUAUGUUCUAAUAAAAAUAUUGAAUCCAUAAGGCCAUCAUGGACAUAUUAAAUCUAAACAUAGUAUGUCGGUUUAAGUACAAAUUAUUGUCACUCAAAAAUCUAGUAAUAUCGUGGGAAAAUACGAAAACAAUGAAUGACUUUCAGUGCAGUAAAGAAAAAUAAUUUUAAAACUCUGAAAUGGAUAUUGAGUUUCUAGAAUAUUACUGUCCAAUAUCAAUUCUAAAAGAAAAUUCACCUGUUUCAAUAAAAUCAUGUUUGGUUGAAAUGAAUGUGUACUAGGACUAAUAUAGGACCACAACUGUUGUCUGGUCUCACACCCACAACUAAAAACUGAUUUGCUUUAAAACUUAACGAUAUUAAUGUUUUUAUGGUCUGAAUGGUUUGAAUCGAUAAGGCCAUCAUGGACAUAUUAAAUCUAAACAUAGUAUGUCGGUUUAAGCACAAAUUAUUUUCACUCAAACAUCUAGUAAUAGGCCUAUCAUGAGAAAAAUACAAAAACAAUGAAUGACUUUCAGCGCAGUGAAGAAAAAUAAUUUAAAACUCUGAACUGGACCCUGUAUAUUGAGUUUCUAGAAUAAUUACUGUCCAAUAUCAAUUCUAAAAGAAAAUUCACCUGUUUCAAUAAAAUCAUGUUUGGUUGAAAUGAAUGUUUACUAGGACUAAUAUAGGAGCACAACUGUUGUCUGGUCUCACACCCACAACUAAAAGCUGAUUUGCUUAAAACUUAACGAUAAUUAUGUUUUUAUGGUCUACACCUUCGGUCGGGAGCCUUUUAUUCUGUGAGUGUCACAGGGAUUUUACUCCUCCGCCGUCGUCGCCCCAUUGAAAAUUUCCGAAACAAAAAUAUGACUCAAAAGUAGUUCACCUCAUACUACGGGUGUGAGAGUGGAGGUAAAAUCACCGUGAAACCGGAAUCCGCCUUCAUCGGAAGAACACACAGGACCGCUUUCGCUGCCUCUCAUGAAGACUUAGAUCUAAUUCAUUCCUCUACUUUUCACCUAGUUAUGUCUGGUACACGUAGACUGCGAUGUCGUCUGUACAGGAUGCCAGAUUUUCGGUGGCAGUCUGCCGCUUGUCGUCUGUCUUGCGACGCGUCUAUUAUUCUAGUUGAACGGCGAAACCUCUCUACUGAAUUCGGUGCAGGGAAUUCAUAAGCAUUACAUAAAAAAUUUAUAAUAAAUUAACGCACUGCAAAACUAUAGUUGACCAAAAUAAUACAUUAAUUGAUUGAUUGAUUGUUUAUUAAUUUAUUGGUUGAUAAAUUGAUUAGUUAUUCUUUCAUUGAUUGAUUGCUUAUUAAUUACUGUUUUGAUUGGUUUAUUCUUUACGUAAUCUUUG
Anneissia japonica is the source of this 3107-nucleotide messenger RNA. RefSeq lists its product as uncharacterized. The record is from RefSeq and is a predicted model, not a curated record. Lineage: Eukaryota; Metazoa; Echinodermata; Crinoidea; Comatulida; Comatulidae. The coding region runs from base 608 to 1420 and encodes 270 amino acids. The transcript has 7 exons.